AUGGGGAUAUUAGAUGUCUUUCUCCAAUCGUUCAGUUCUGCUUUCUUGUUGGGGGCACUGACAGUCAUCCUCCUUGUCUAUUUCAUCGUCACUCCAAGCUUCAAUUCUCAAAAAAAACAAAAGGGUCCUCCAGGACCCAGACCACUUCCUGUGCUGGGGAACCUGCUGCAACUGGACCUGAAAGGACCUUACAAAACAUUGCUGGAGUUAUCCAAGAAAUAUGGAUCAGUCUUCACGGUCUAUCUGGGACCUAAAAAGGUGGUGGUCCUAGCAGGAUACAAGACAGUGAAGGAGGCACUUGUAGACUAUGAUGAUGUGUUUGGAGACAGAAGCCCAACGAAACUUGUGCAUGAAUUAACCAAAGAGCAUGGAGUUCUGUGGUCCAAUGGUGACUCAUGGAGAGAAAUGAGACGCUUUGCAUUGACUAAACUGAGAGACUUUGGAAUGGGCAAGAGAGCAUGUGAGGACAAAAUAAUUGAGGAAUGUCAACAUCUCAUUGAAGUAUUUAAGAAAUUUAAAGGAGAAGCGUUUGAUACAACCCAAUCAAUUAACUGUGCAGUCUCUAAUAUUAUCUGCUCCAUCGUCUAUGGCAGCAGAUUUGAAUAUAAUGAUCCAGAGUUUACAUCUUUGGUAGAUCGAACAAACAGAUUUGUCAGACUCGGUGGAAGUCCCUCAAUACAGAUGUAUGAAAUGUUUCCAUCAAUCCUGAAGUGGACUGCUGAUAGGAAUGAAGGGUUCAAACUGGCUGCUGCCAAUAAAAUGCAAAACCGUGCCUUCUUCCAUCGUUUAAAAGAGACUCUGAACCCACAGAUGUGCAGAGGCUUUGUAGACGCCUUUCUGGUCCGCAAAGAAAAUCUUGAGGAAUCUGGGAUUACCAACAGUCACUUCCAUGAUGAUAAUCUUCUGAUAACAGUCAUGAAUCUGUUUGCUGCCGGCACUGAGACAACAUCAACUACACUGAGAUGGGGACUUCUGCUAAUGGCCAAAUAUCCGAAGAUACAGGAUGAGGUCCAGGAGGAGCUGAGGAGGGUCAUAGGAGAUCGACAGGUGCAGGUUGCUGACAGGAAAAACCUUCCCUUCACUGACGCCGUCAUCCAUGAGAUACAGAGACUGAGCAGCAUCGUCCCCACUGCACUUCCUCACAAAACCACCCGAGACAUCACUUUUCAGGGUCACUUUAUUGAGAAGGGAACCACAGUGUUUCCUCUCUUGACAUCUGUCCUGCAUGAUCCAAGUGAGUGGGAGAGGCCUCACAGCUUUUAUCCUGCUCAUUUCUUGGACAAAGAGAAAAAGUUUGUCAAGCGAGAUGCCUUCAUUCCAUUUUCUGCAGGUCGCAGGAUUUGCCUCGGAGAGAGUCUGGCCAGGAUGGAGCUCUUCCUCUUCUUCACCACCCUCCUGCAGCAUUUUCGUUUCACUCCUGCACCUGGAGUUUCAGAGGAUGAAUUGGAUCUGACUCCAGUUGUGGGCAUUACUCUCAGCCCUUCACCUCACAAAUUAUGUGCUGUUUCCCAAAUGUGA
Messenger RNA from Pundamilia nyererei, 1518 nucleotides. RefSeq names its product cytochrome P450 2K1-like. Gene Ontology annotation, cellular component: intracellular membrane-bounded organelle; cytoplasm. The coding region runs from base 1 to 1518 and encodes 505 amino acids. Gene Ontology annotation, molecular function: iron ion binding; heme binding; oxidoreductase activity, acting on paired donors, with incorporation or reduction of molecular oxygen, reduced flavin or flavoprotein as one donor, and incorporation of one atom of oxygen. Gene Ontology annotation, biological process: xenobiotic metabolic process. The transcript is spliced from 9 exons. Lineage: Eukaryota; Metazoa; Chordata; Actinopteri; Cichliformes; Cichlidae. The record is from RefSeq and is a predicted model, not a curated record.